Callorhinus ursinus (northern fur seal) is the source of this 9405-nucleotide messenger RNA. RefSeq names its product interleukin 22 receptor subunit alpha 2 (gene IL22RA2). Gene Ontology annotation, molecular function: cytokine receptor activity; protein binding. NCBI's taxonomy places the organism in Eukaryota, Metazoa, Chordata, Mammalia, Carnivora, Otariidae. Gene Ontology annotation, cellular component: plasma membrane. The record is from RefSeq and is a predicted model, not a curated record. Gene Ontology annotation, biological process: cytokine-mediated signaling pathway.
UGUGUGUGUGUGUGUGUGUGUGUGUGUGUCUGUGUGUGUGUGUGUAGAGGAAGAGUAUGUCUGUUAUUGACACUCCAGAAAUUUGAAAACUUGUACAGAAUUGCAGAAAUUCUUGCAAACCAGAACUGACUCAACCAAAUAUAUGGAAUAAAUGGAAUAAAGGUGUGGGAUUAUAGUCGGAUGAUAAAAAUUAGAUAAGUUGCAAAGAACCCCCAAACCCAGCUCUUUGAUUUUGAAGGGUGUUAACCUCCCUGUCCUGUAACAGUUUGCCAAAUGCAGUGAAUUGGUUUUACGUCAAUGAUCUACCCGUGUUAUGCCAUUUAUAGAACUGUUUGUUCCCAUCAUUUCCAUAGUGCUCAGGUAGGGCCAGCAUGGAAACCGACCUGACUCCCUCCCUCUCCGGACCUGUGGCAUGCAGAUUUCCUCUCUCUCCACACAGCAGGAUUCCUGCUUGACUCCUGCUUGACAGUUUGGGGAACAUUAUGGCACCUGUCCCAACUCACCAAGCCUGGAAGGAGGACUGAUAUUUAUCAUGGCUCCGCUACGGGCAGAUGUUUGGCAAAUUUCUCUUACUGACCCUCCUCGCUAUCUGGUGAGGCAGGUAUUACACAUUUUUUUCCAAGUGAGGAAACAAGGGCACAGGAAAGUGGUUUUUUGUUUUGUUUUGUUUUUUGUAAACUAGAAACCAAAGGCAUAUAUCUUGAGAAUACAACAUAGUAGGAACUCAGAAUGUACAUAAAACAUGGAGGAUGGCAGGGCUGGGGCCAUGGGGAGCCACAGAGCCUGGGAAAAGGUGCACCUGAGAGGCUAAAGAGUCAGCCAAGAGCUGUGACAUGGGACUCUGGAUCUUGCAGCCUCGCCCAGGAACCUCUGCUGGAAUUGUGUUUGGCUGACAGAAGGACACGGGUGGGAAGAAGCUAUGCUGCAAGUGCUUACUACGUGCCCAGCACUGUCCAUAGUGGAACAGUGAACAACGCUUACAAUGUCAGGAGGUCACUCCUGGAGUUUCUAUUCUAGCGGGGAAGAUAGACAGCAAGAAUAAAAUAAACAGGCUAUCAAAUGAUGAUAGAUGUUAUGCAGAAAAAUUAAGCGGACAAAGGAGAUGCGGCCAGAUGGCAGCGGGGAGAAGUGCAGCCAUGCUGGGUGGCCAUGGAAGAAGUCACUGGUAAGGUAAUAUUUGAGUAGACACAUAAAGGGGGUGACUGGUGAGGCUCGGCAUCUCAGAAAGAGUAUGCAAGCAGAGGGGACAGGGAGUCAAAGAUCUUAGCAUGGGGAUGAGCCUGGCAUGCCCGAGAAACAGCAAAAAGGCCAUUAGGGCCGGAGCACUGUGGGUUAGGAGAAGUGGAAGAGGUGAAGUUAGAGGUAAUGGGGCCAGACGGUCCACAGCCUUGUAGGUGAGUAGAAAAAUAUGGACUUUUAUUUUGAAAGAGAUGUGAAGGUAUUAGAAGGCUCUGAGCAAAGGCUCUGAUCGAACAUUUUGAAGAAACACUCCUGCUGAUGCAGAGGACAGAGGCAGCAGUAGGGAGAAUGGACAGGAGGCUACGGCCACAGCCCGGGGAACAGAUAGUAGUGGUGGGGACCCGAGUGGUUGCAGUGGAGGGCGUGACAACUGGGUGGAUUCUGGUUAUGCCAUGGAAAUCUUUCCAGAGUUGAAACAAUGUCCAGGCAUAUGCUAGUGGAUGGGCAUAAUGAUUGGUUAUAUCCAAUAGGGUUUUCAGGGUCAGUAAAAGACCUUGGUCAAGAACAGUCAAAGCAAAAUCAAUAACAUCUUUUAACCAGAACAAUAGGCAUGAAGAGCGGAAAGUUACCCUAAGGACGCCCUCAGUCUUAUGAAUGGAGAUUUUAAAUAAUGUAUUAGUGUUCAUGGUCCAAAAAUUAAUCAAAACUAAACUUGAUCAGAUUGGUCAUUGUGUUUAUUGCAUGUAUUUGAACAAUGAAGUUCUUUUUUUUUUUUUCUGGAUUCAAGUCCAUAAACUAUUUUGAAAUGCAUGCCAGUUAUUUCCAGAAUGCAGAACUGCUUAAAGGUCAUGAGUAUUAUUCAGAGUUAUUGAGGGCCUGGAGCAUAACAAAGAACAAAUAGUUUCCCAGUUAUUGGUACUACAAGUAUAUGGUUCUCUCUAGGUCUGAGGAGGAGAAGAGUGGAUUUCAAGUUAUCAUUGUGCUCUGUUAAAUUAACUUUAGAACGAGGCCUCCCAUUUACCAAAUCAUAGAAUGAGGGAAAGAACCUGGAGCGGAAACCCAGUCCAUCUUAGAUACACUCCAAUGAGGCAGUUUUUAAACACUUUUCUGAAAGAGAAUAAGGAACAUGUGGCCCUUCACUACCAAGACGUGGCUGAAGAAAAGGAAGCUGGCCCGAUCAGGACCGGCUCUGCCCUCUAGUUCAUCACUGCAUCCCUAACACAGUGCCCGGGGAUACAGCACAUGCUCAGUAAACAUUCAUUUGAGUGAAUCAACAAUUAAAGGAAUGAAUGGCCAAGUCUUAAUUGACAUUGUUCUAUCCCUUUAUGGAAUAAAUAUUACAAGUGAAGAAUAACACAUAGUGAUUUUAUAAUAGACCCCUUAGUUCAGCCAGACCUGACUUCACCCCUUGCUUUGUCACUACAUGCUGUAGAGCUGGUUAGGUUCUUUGAGCUUAUGUCUCGUUUUCUUCAUCUGUAAUAUCAGGAUAAUAAUACUGACCUCCUGGGCUUGUCCUGAGGAUUAACUAAAAUAACACAUAAAAAGGAUUUAACACAUAGUUGUUAGUUCCCGUUACCAACACUAAAAUGGCAUUUAAAUUACCAAAAUAAGUUUUAUAAAGAUGUCAUCUUGUAGAUAAGCUUUUAAAUUCCUUUUCCUUUUGUUAUGAAGAAGCUCAAAUAUAUAUAAAAGUAGAAAGUAUAAUGAGUAUCCCUGUACCCAAUACCCAGUUUCAAUAAUUAUCAGCUUGUGACCGGCUGGUCACCCUCUUCCUGACCCUUUGGAUUAUUUUGAAGCAAAUCCCAGACAUCGUGUCAUGUUAUCUGUAAUACUUCAAUAUGUAUUUCUAACAAUAAUAAUAAUGAUAACCAAAAUCCCAUAUCACACUUAAAAAUAAUUAAUAAUGAUUUCUUAAUUAGGUGAAUUGUUGGUCUCCAGGAAGCCACAGGGAAAAAGAAGAGAAUCAGGUCUGUCCAAGGCAGGGGCUUAGGCAAGUUCUCUCCAGACCCAACACGAUGGAGGCACCCCUGUCACUAUCAAGGUGGACUCUUCCUGCUGAUGAAUUAGAGGGGGGAGGGCAGGGGAGGAAGGUGGGUAAUGAGUUGGAAGCCAGCAUUUCAUGCUUGAAGCAAAGUAGAGCAGACAUCUCCAGUUAUCUGUCAUUUUCUUCCUCCCAAAGCAAAUGUAUUUUCACUGGAAAUAAUUCUGUUCAAAUUCUUCUGCUUCCAAAUUGGGAGGAUUUUAGGAUUUAAUUUUACCUUCUCAUCUACCUGAGACAUCGUGGCAGAAUUGGCUUUUAGGCAGAUUAUAUCACACAACCAGAGAGCUCAUUGAAUGGUUAUAGGACUGGUUUGGUUUCUGCAAUUUAACAUAGCACAAAAGUUCACAUGUCUUUGAGAGAAUUCAGUUCUUAGUAUAUUCUGUGAUCCUCUCCCUUCCCCUCUAAUUGUCCCUUAUUCGUUCUACAAAAGUCAGUAACCCAGUGGAAACCCUGAUCUUACUGUUGGCCGCACUAUUUAUUAAACCUUGAAUUAAAGUAUUUUUCCUUUUUUCUUAACUGGAAUUUGGGGUAAUUGGGUUGCUUUGAAAUAAGAGCUAUUUGUGCAGAAGAUAUGGAACAUCAGUAGUUCAAACACAGGUUAUCACCCCCCUGCCCCCACUUAAAAGCCAAGGUUAAUGUGGAGCUCCUAGGUGGCUCAGUCGAUUGGGUGUCCGACUCUUGAUCUCAGCUCAGGUUUUGAUCUCAGGGUCGUGAGUUCAAGCUUCACAUCGGGCUCCAUGCUGGGCAUGGAGUCUACUUAAAAAAAAAAAAAAAAAAAAAAAAAAAAACAAGGUGAAUGCAAAGUCUAGAGCUCACUGGGUAAAGUCAGUGAGUAAGUAGGUGUUGCUGAGACAUCUAGAAAACAAGGAGCACCAGAGGGUACAAAGGGAGCCUAAGAUCUGUUGCAUGUUUCUUCCUUGAAAGCCUUCGUUCUCUUCUGAGCAAUGGAAAUCCCACCUGGAGGAGAUGAGGGGUCUGGUUCUGAAGUUGGACACAGCAUGGAGGCACUGGAAAGCCUGGCGUUAUCUUCACAAACCCCUCUAUAGUGCUCUGGCAGUUAUGUCUACUCUCCUUUACAAGUAGGCUUUGGAAGGCAGGGGCAAUGUCUAUCUUAAUCGCUGCUGCACCCUUGCUGCUGAGACUAAUCAGGCAGCAAAUGUCUGUUCCUUGUUACUGAGGGAAGGAAUGAAUGAGAACUCCUUCACGGCCCUCCCUAGUACUUACUACAGAGGCUACUCUACCAAGGACUUAAAAGAGACUACAGAGGUAUUUCCUCUUUUGACCUAAAAAUCCUCACUUGAAAAAAUUAUGACUUUCUUCUUGGGCUUUAAUGUACAAUUUUAGUGCCUCUACAAACAUGCAGUUAGAAAAAUGGUAAGAAAAAUAAAUAUAAUGAAUCAUAGGCAAAGAACAGAUGACCUAGUUCGAUCAGAUUUCAAAGAAGAUAUGAAAAAGAUAGAAUGUAUGUCAAAAUGAUUGUCCUCCACAUUCAACCUUUUAAGGACUCAUGUAGUUUCACAGUUCCGAAUCUUCCUCAGAUGGCUGGAAACAGAGGGUGGGAAUGGAAAAGGAAGAGCAUUGGUUGAGUGGGGCCCCGGGGCCGCCAUGGACUGGGAAGACAGAUGCAUGGGGCAGGGAAGCCCUGUGGAGAGCCAGAGGGUGUAGAGGGUCUGAGAUAUACCCAGGAAGUUAGAGAGCUUCCAAGAAGGGAGGAAAAGGAAGAAUCAACCAGAGACCCCACCAGCUUGAACCACGAUCGGGAGCCCGGGUAGCUGUAACUGCCAAGAACAUUUCUCAGAAUCACCCUGCCAGCCACCAGCAUGUGGCUGGCAGCACCUCUGCCUCCCAGGGCUAGAUUCCCUGAGGGCCUCACGAGCUGCUGGAUUCCCCCACCUUCAAGUACCUUGCACAAUUCCUGCCCUACCCUGCCCUGCAGUCUGCCAAUCCUCAGUGUUUUGCCUUUUCAGAGCUGACAAAGUCCCAGUCCCAACAAAAACAAGCUUCCACAUUGAAGUGACUUAUGGCAAAUAUUUUCUUAAGUGAUUUCUAUACUUUUAUAAUAACCCUAAAAUAAUAAACAACAUAGUGUCUUGACAAAGUGAAAUUGUAGUGGCUUCAAGGAACCAUGGUUAAACCCACGAGGGGAUGUCCAGCAUGAGAAUUCUCCAGUUUCCUCUUCUGUCCAGAGCUGUGCUCUCAGUGAGGGGACCACUGGUUGUCUGACUGGUCGUGCUCCAACCAUGACGCCUAAACAUUGCUUUCUAGGCUUCCUCAUCAGUUUCUUCCCGACUGGUGUCAUAGGUAAGUGCUUCACUUCUUUUUAAUUGCUCACGACUUUGUCAUCUGAGUCUGCUCAAGGGACUGUUGGAAAUGGCUCUAGUGCUUUUCUUGGCUUUGUCCAAUUGUCAGCUUUCUUCUGACAUGAAAUGGUCAGAACAGACAUGGGGUCAGUCUCUCUCUGCAGCCUGCGUAACUCCAGGUGGACUUAAUAUGUAGCUACUAAAGAGGAGACACUUAAGAAACUUCAUACUUCUUUUGCCUUCAAGGGACACUAUAGCAUAGUGGUUAUGAGCAGGCUCCUCAGCCAGACGACCUGAGUCUGGAUCCCAACUCUGCCAUUUACCAUCUAGGAAACCUUGGGCAAUUGACUUUACCCCCGCUGUGCCUUAAUUUCCUCAUCUGUAGGAUGGGGAUCGUAAGUCACUGUGAGGAUCACACGAGUUAAUAUAUACUCAAGUGCUUAGAGCAGUGCCUGACAGAAUAGAGACCAUAAACUGCAUGUGAGAAUUUGCUGUUGGUCUUCACAGAGAACUUUUUAAGAGCAGAGAACAACUUGUCACCCCAAGAUAUCUCUGAUCAAAGCCAUUAACACCCCCCCCCAUUAAAGAUAGGUACCUCUCAGUGUAAAUGACUCAAGUAAUGUUCCCAAGACAAUACAGUUGCUCAGGGACUGAUAACAUAAAAGCAAUUCAAGCCCUCAUUGUUCAGAAAUGUAUGGAUUUGAGUAGACUAUACUUUUUGUCCUUGGCAAUAGAAAGGACUCGUUUAGCAAACUAUGGCGGGAAACUAGUGCUGUCAAAAUGAUUCGGGGCUCUACAUGUUACCGGGCCUGUAACUGGGGGCAAGAACCACAAUGUCCUUAAGCCUCAACUUCCCCAUCUGUAAAACGUGCUACCUUAUUCAGUGGUUGUGAAUAUGGGAUAAGACGUAAGGCUUUCAGCACAGUGCCUGAUACUUGUCUAAUGUUCCUAUGUGUUCAGUGGUCGGUGAAUGCCACAGAAGGAGGAGGAGGGAAAGAGGGGGAGAAAGAAUAUCCUCACCCCUCAUUGUUUUUCCGCACCGUUAGCUCCCCUCUCUGAGGCUUUGCUCUUGGUUUCUGUGGUGGGUGACAGGCAGGCUCUGCAGUCAGAUGCCUGGGUACAAAAUCAGCGUCAGCAAUUUUGUCUGGAAGAGGGAGACUGCAAUAGUCCCCUUUUUGUCGAACAGCUGGGCAGAUUGAGUUAAGGCAGGUACAGGCCCUCAGCACCUGGUACACAGUGAUUUGGUCUUAUUGUCGGAGGGAGCAGCAGUGAUGGUACAAAAGUGAGACAAGAAAUCCAGAGACAGAGGUGCUAAAGGACAUUGAACUGACUAUCUUCAGGGGUGGCAAACCAACUCUAGGCGCAGGAUCCAGGAGAUAGUGUUCCUCACGUCCUGACACUUCUGGAAUUUUUCUGUAUUACAAGGACUGAUCUGGUCGUGAUUUGGCUGAGCUAAAUCAAUGGCGGCGGUAGGCUCUUUCCAAGGACACACCACCAUUUGACACACUGAAGGAGUUCCAAAAAAUAAAAAUAAAAGCAAACAAAAACCAACCAGCCCCCUUCAUUAGACCAUAACAAAUCUUGAAUGUUCAGAGCUGAGAUCGUGGGCUCAGAAGUACAUUCUUGCAUCUCAAUAAUUUUUUGAGCAAAGGUUUAAAGGAGGUGAAGAAAGGAGGCGUGCAGAGUUCCAGGGUGGAGCAGGGCCAGUGCAGGGACACACCCGGCGGGAGCACACCCAGCACGGUGGGGCAGGAGACAGGAGAGCAUCCUGGAGAAGGGGGCGUCUGGUAGGAGAUGAAGUCAGGGGAAAAGACGAGGUUGUUUCCUGAUGCCCUCUCCUUCUGCCCAACUUCCUAUCCCUGAUCGGAAAGGUCACACUUGUUGGUGAGGAAAACUUCACCUCUGCCCCAUCUUAGGCUUUCAGCCUAAGUUAACAAAAAGGCAGAUUAACGAGAGAAAAACAAAUCAUUCAUUAACACGUGCAGCACGUAUCAAGAGGGAGGAACAUAAGCGAAGAGUGACUCAGAUGGCGGUUUAGUAUUCCAGCUCAUCUGGCAUCUUCAACAAAGAGCGAUACAUUCACACAGACCUGAUGGGACACAGGAAGGCAGGUUUAGGCUUCUGAGGGUGGCAAACUGUGGUAAGGUCAAUAUACGGGAGGAAACUAAUGGAAGGUUUGUUGGCAGACUCCUCUGGCAUCCUCCUGGGCCGAGAAGUCUGUCUCCAAUAAAAGGAGAAUUUAUAUCUUGCCUUUAGGCAGAAAAGGGGGAGGGUAUCGAGACUUCUCCUGUGUUUGUUGCUUCUUCAUUGCCUUCAGCUCAUAAUAUAUUUUUUUUAAAUGUCUAAGAGGCCUAUUUUAGAGUGACAUGGUCUAGUUUCCUUCAGAUUCUAGAAUACAAUUUUGUCAGAGUCUCUUGCCGCCACGGGACUGAAUGCAGGUGAGACUGAUCACCCACUCAGUGAAUGAAGGAACGAAGCAUAAGCCACUGACAGUACACACUUACCCUCUCCUGCUGCCAUUAGACUCAAGAUUCUUUUCAGGAACAGUGGGCCCCACAACAGGGCCUUGGACGGUCUCCCCUGAUAGCAUGGACGGGUUCAUCUCAGCAAUUAUGCUUGAGUUCUUGGAGCCAGGAUGCAAGCUGAAACUCAGUCAGCCCACGAGUGUCUGAAACCCCAGAGAGUACAUUUCCAGUCUCGAAAUUUUCACAACAUUUUGCACUGGCAGCCUGGGAGGGCUUGCACCAGCAACAGCAGUAUCUAUUUUGUGCAGUAUAAAACGUAUGGACAGAGACAAUGGAAAAAUAAAGAAGACUGUUGGGGUAUUCUAGAAUUCUUUUGCGACCUUACUAACGAAACAUCAGAUAUACAGGAACCUUACUAUGGACGGGUGAGGACCACCUCGGCUGGGAUCCACUCGGGCUGGACCAUGACGCAACGUUUCACUCCCUGGUGGGAAACAAAAAUAGAUCCUCCCGUCAUGAAUAUAACCCAAGUUAAUGGAUCUUUGUUGGUGAUUCUCCAUGCUCCAAAUUUACCAUAUAGGGACAAAAAAGGAAAAAGUGUAUCAGUAGAAAAUUACUAUGAGCUAGUAUACCGAGUCUUUAUAAUUAAUAAUUCACUGGAAAAGGAGCAAAAGGUAUAUGAAGGAGCCGGCAGAGUUGUUGAAAUUGGAGCUCUGGCACCUCACUCUGUUUACUGUGUGGUGGCUGAAAUGUACCAGCCCAUGCUAGACAGAAGAAGUCAGAGAAGUGAAGAGAGAUGUGUGGAACUUCCUUGAAGGAGUAUGGAGUGCUCCACAACAUGGAAAUCGAAAACUCUCUGAGAAUGGGAUGGCUCAUGGUUGAAGGAUCUCACUGAAAGUUGUGUUUAUAUUUUCUUGAUGCAGCCUUCACCAUUACACCUCGGGGAACUCUUUGUUUAUCCAUUCUUUCUUCCUUUACGUUGUAUUUGUGAACUAACUUAAGCAACACUGCUCAAAACAUUGGAAUUUAAAGAGGAGGCAGAGAAUAAAGGGCUCUCUGAAAUGCAGAACUUUAUUUCUCAAUGUAACAUCCCAACAACAAUCUGCAUUUGCUCUAAGCUAAAUAAACAUUUGAGAGCCAAGGUAAGAGUAGGCAUUUAACAAACUAUUGUUGGAUUAAUUUUUUUUAAGAUAACAUUACAGACAGAAGCAAUCCUGAAGCAAUCCUUUUUCACUCUCUAUUGAGACAGUUAACUUGACAUAGAUAGGCCAAUUUUUGCAUAACUGGAACUUUUACCUGAAUGAAUAUUUUCCCAUACAUUUCCUAUUUCAUAUGAAUAUACUGUCUCAUACAUUUCUAUUAUAAGAUAUUUCUACUUAAUGAACUAAUAUUUUCUUUUAAAUUCUAUGUAAAUAAAAAU